Scleropages formosus (Asian bonytongue) is the source of this 2101-nucleotide messenger RNA. It is a transcript of the gene nucb1, whose product is annotated as nucleobindin 1. Bases 211 to 1584 code for a protein of 457 amino acids. The transcript is spliced from 13 exons. Lineage: Eukaryota; Metazoa; Chordata; Actinopteri; Osteoglossiformes; Osteoglossidae. The record is from RefSeq and is a predicted model, not a curated record. Gene Ontology annotation, molecular function: calcium ion binding. Gene Ontology annotation, cellular component: endoplasmic reticulum-Golgi intermediate compartment; extracellular exosome.
UCACACGGAAGUGGGGAAAUAGCUCGUCACACAGAGAGACACACACACGCACACAUCGAGUGUACUCGUAACAGAGGGGGUGCAGAACCGCGGAGCGACACGCACCGCCAUCGUGGAAGUGGGAACAAGCCGCUGUGUGGAGCUGAAAGAAACCGACUUGUGUGUUGCGUGUUAUUAUCGUAGCAAGUGGUCACUGGAGGAGAACCCGGGAUGACCGCAGCUCCGUACUGUCUGCUGCUCCUGUCCCUCUCUCUGGCUGUGUGGUCGGUGCCCAUUGACCGCAAUGCUGCCUCCCACGAUGCGCAGCCCCCCCAGGCAGAGAAGGCCGAAGAGAGCGUGGACACGGGCCUGUACUACGACAGGUACCUGCGUGAGGUGAUAGAGGUGCUGGAGACCGACCCGCACUUCAGGGAGAAGCUGCAGACGGCCAACACAGAGGACAUCAAGAAUGGACGUCUCAGCAAGGAGCUGGACUUGGUGGGCCACCACGUGAGGACACGACUGGACGAGCUGAAGAGACAAGAAGUAUCACGGCUGCGGAUGCUGCUCAAGGCCAAGCUGGACAGCACAAACACACACAGUCUGCAGAUGGACCACAUUACUCUGCUGAAGCAAUUUGAACACCUGGAUCCACACAACCAAAAUACAUUUGAGGCCAAAGACCUGGAGUUGCUCAUCGCCACGGCCACCAAGGACCUGGAGAACUACGACGCCGAGCGGCACGAGGAGUUUAAGCGCUAUGAAAUGCUGAAGGAGCACGAGAGGCGGCAGUACCUCAAGGGUCUGGACCAGGAGAAGCGGGAGAAAGAGGAGCAGAGACUUCGGGAGCUCGAGGAGAAGCACCGGCAGCACCCCAAAGUCAACGCCCCAGGCAGUGUGGCUCAGCUCCAGGAGGUGUGGGAGGAGACUGAUGGCUUGGACCCCAAGGAGUUCAACCCCAAAACCUUCUUUAAGCUCCAUGACACAAAUGAAGAUGGAGUUCUUGAUGAACAGGAGCUGGAGGCCCUUUUCACAAAAGAGCUGGAGAAGGUGUAUGACCCAAGGAAUGAGGAAGAUGACAUGAUGGAGAUGGAGGAGGAGCGGCUCAGGAUGAGAGAGCAUGUGAUGAAGAACGUGGAUCUCAACCACGAUCGGCUCGUUAGCCUGGAGGAGUUCCUCAAGUCAACAGAGAAGAAGGAGUUCACCAGUCCUAAGGAGUGGCAGACCCUGGAUGAAACCAAGCCAGUUUACUCUGAGACGGAGCUUCAGCAGUUUGAGGCAGAGCUCCUGGAGAAGGAGGCGGAGCUCAGCAGGAAGGCAGCAUCUCUGCGGCAGGAGCAGGAGCUGCUAAAUGAGAGGAGCAAAGCGCUGGAGGCUCAGAAGAAGGAGUAUCAGCAGGCCGUGAUGGAAAUGUCCCAAAGGCAGAAGAACCAGCAGGUUGUGCAGGUGGUACCACCUGCAGGCACCAACGGGGAGCUGCAGUUCCACCCAGAUACAAAGAAACCUGAAGAUCCAAACCACCAUGUUCCUCAAGUUGUUGAUGCAGAUGCUCAGAAUGUCCCCCCAGCAGAGCCCCCCCAGAACCUUCCUCUGCACACCCUGUGAUACACACACACAUAUCCCAAAUAGACUGCACCUCACACAGACACACACACACCGCACCACACUAAUAUCCUGAUACACACAGCAGCACAAACAGCCCCUGAUAGACUGUGUUGAGGUGGUUCAUUAGUUUCUCAAACAAGUUGAAACCCAGUUGUUUUGCUCAAAUUUAACAGUGCUCUUCUGCAAGCACAAGUGCAGACGUGUGGAAGUGACUUUUUUUGUUGAAGCAGCUGCGUGUGCAUGCACACGAGUGAGGCAGAUUGCUGUGCUGAGCUUGCACUGUUAUGUGUGUUGAAUGGAGGAGGAGCACAGCGUGUUCUGACCGCCUGUGGACUUGCCUUUGCAAGGCUUCUGAUGCUGAGAAGAUUGCUCUGCUGUGAUUGGUUGGCGCUGACCCUUGACUUCACAUCGCUGAAUUCUGUUGAUCCCUGGUGAGCUGACUUCCUGUUUCCACCAGCAGCUGCGUUUGUGUUUGUGAUUUUGUUUGCAGUUCAGUAAAGAGGUCAGAUGAACACCA